AUGCCCCCUCGCGCCGUGUCUUACAGGGUCACAGAUACCGAUGAUGACCCCCAUGACCCACCCGAGACGUUUAUCUUCAUUGCACGGGCUUCAGAAUACGCUUCAGAUGCUACAAGUACCUACAUCCAUCUCCAGAGGUGCACAUACAGUGCACUCGGGCGGUACGCGAUGCAAUAUGGUAUCACGGCCGGCAGCUUGAUUAGAGAUCUCCACAUUGUCCAAGACCCCAGGAUGCAGCUCAACGAGCACAAUCUCAAUGAUAUGAGAGGGUACAUACGCGAAUCAUCCAGAACAAAUGGGAGGAUCUGCUUGGUUGUCGUUGGUUGGAGCGGGUUCACCACCCACGCGAGAUCUUUUGAGACACUGUUCAACAUGGUCUUCUCGCCACGCGAGUGUGUUCGCUUACUGGUGUUCGCUGAUGGCCAGUUUUAUCCUAUUUACGUCGAGACCGUCCUGGAUUACCUGUGUGGAUUGUCGAUGCCGCUGUCUCAGGGUGACCCGACUACCAGGUUCACAGCGCAGUUUUUGGGAUCUACGGAAAAUGCCUCGAAUUGCAGGCCCAGCUCGUCGAGAUGA
This is a messenger RNA of Penicillium bovifimosum, 576 nucleotides long. RefSeq lists its product as uncharacterized. Lineage: Eukaryota; Fungi; Ascomycota; Eurotiomycetes; Eurotiales; Aspergillaceae. The record is from RefSeq and is a predicted model, not a curated record. The transcript has a single exon. Bases 1 to 576 code for a protein of 191 amino acids.